GCGGCGAACUUUUGAAGAUUCCAUCUUGAAGGCGUGCAAGAUUUCAAGCCUCUUCACAACCACAAGCUUGCGCCAACACGAAUCAUGGAGGCGCUGAGCGAUUUCAACACACUACAGCAGCAGAUCCAAGCAUCUCUCGUCGCCGUCACCCGAUCAUCGCAAGCCAUCUCAUCAGAGGACCUUGGCUUCCACCGAUCGCUCGAUCCAACAUUAGGUCGCGCACUCGACUCACAGAAUGCGCGGCUUCUGGGGCUUGCGGAACGCCUUUUGGGCAAUGCGGCUUCGAGUACGGAGCUUCUUGCUUGAGAAAGCAGACAUAAGCCUGGAUGAGUACACGGGUGCCGUCAAGCGCUUGAGCCCGUCAGUAGAGCAGGCACAAACACCGACCAAAUCACAAAAGUUCUCGCGCAUCUCCAACGCCCUCCGAACACAAGAUAUUCCUAAACCUCAGCAAAACUUCAGAGACAUUCCCACAAAUGCCGAAUCAGGACCUUUCAAGCCGCUUCUUGAAUCGAAGCCGCACGCCGUUAUACCCAUGAACAAGGCUCUGGAGCUAUUCAAGGACCAGAACGACGUCCAACACCACCCGCACCCUUAUCAAAAGGAAAUCGAGCAGUACGAGUACCCGUCAUUUGUCUACACACAGGCAGAGCCAAUUCCCUAUCACCCAUACGAAAGCACAACCGCUAUAUUUGUCGACACAGAAGAGAAGGUAGAUGAGAUGCUCCAGGAGCUCAAGAAGGCAAAGGAAAUCGCCAUUGAUCUGGAACACCAUGACUCUCGCUCAUACAUCGGUAUUGUAUCGUUGAUGCAGAUCAGCACUCGCGACAAGGACUGGAUCGUCGACACGCUCCAACCCUGGAGGAGAAAGCUGAACAAGCUCAACGACGUCUUUGCCGACCCAAAAAUCCUCAAGGUGCUGCACGGUGCUUUCAUGGACAUCACCUGGUUGCAAAGAGACUUGGGAUUGUACGUGGUUGGUCUGUUCGAUACGCAUUUCGCAUCGAGAGCGCUUGGAUACUCUGGAGGAAGUCUGGCAUUCUUGCUCAAGAAGUUUGUCAACUUCGACGCGCAGAAGCAAUACCAAACAGCCGAUUGGCGCAUCAGGCCCCUUCCGCAGGAGAUGUUCGAGUAUGCUCGUUCCGACACACACUUCCUUCUCUACAUUUACGACAACAUGCGCAAUGAGCUCAUCCAGAAGUCCGACUUUACCGUUCCCGACCAUGAGAAGGACAAGAUUCACGAUGUCUUGACUCGCUCCAGAGAUACUGCUCUGCAGAGAUACGAGCACCCCGUCUAUGAUGCUGCACAAGGUCUGGGCGCUGGAGGAUGGUAUAAAAUGCUGAGCCGCACACCUGCUCUUCUGGACAAGCAGCAAUUUGCCGUCUUCCGCGCUGUGCACCAGUGGCGUGACGAGGUUGCCCGUGAACAGGACGACAGCACGCACUAUGUCAUGGCGAAUCACAACAUUUUCAGCCUCGCAAAGGGAAUGCCCACCGAGAAGGCUGCUCUCUUCGCUAUGCUUCAGCCUACCAGCCAGACUGUUCGCCUGAGAGCCGACGAGCUGGUCUCGGUCAUCACCAAAGCAAAGGAGCAAGGCGAGAAUGGACCUGACAUGAUCUCAACGUUAAAAGAGAUUGAAGCACAUCUUCUGGGUGUCCCGCUCAACGAGACACCCAGCCACUUUGCUGCUCUCAAGCAGUCACAGCCCCAGCAAACUAUCCCCGCGUCAGUACCAUCGGCACCAACAGCACCAGUCCUGAGUCGCACCGACAGCAGUGAGCCGUCAGGGGUUCGCGCAAAGGUUUCGCAGUUUUGGGGUGGUCUAUUCGGCGGUAAAAGCCAGAACCACCAAUCUCGCCCAUACUCGUCGAACAUCUCACUAUCGGUUCCUCUCCCUCCCCUGACAGCCGAAGUGUUCGCUUCCUCGGCGCCAUUAACAGCACCGCCCACACCCCAGGCUUCAGCAACACCCACAUCCGCCACACCUUCGGAAUCGCUAGCAACACCCAAGGACCGCAUCUUCACCCUCAAGGAGCGUGGACGCAAGCGCAACUCUGAUGCCAUCUCAACCGGCAACGACAGUCUUGCGACCAACGCCGAUGAGAUCGAUAUUACAGCCGACGAGAGUCUGGAAGCAAAGCGUGAGGCUAAACGCCAACGAAAAGAGCAGAAGAAGGCCGAGAAGGAGGCAGCAGCUCAACACGCAGCAGAAGUUGAUUUGGAGGAAGAGGAGUUUGACUAUGCGGCUGCACCUAGUGUGCUAGAUGCCAACAAGGUGGACCCUCGUGAUAGGAAGAAGAACAAGAAGGAACCCAAGACAAAGGCGUUUAAUCCUUUCGUCAAGGCGCUCGACACGAUGAAGGGUAUGCCCAGACAACAAAAGGAGAGAGCUGGCAAGAGUAUGACUUUCAGGAAGUAAAGGCAUGGGGUUUAUUGGGUCUCACUCGGAGCAUGCAUGUGUUAUAUAGAUUCCGGACCUCAACAGGUCAACAAGAUACGAUAAUUCAUUCUUCGUAAAUACUUCGAUGUGGUUGGUGACCCUGACUGUAUUUACCCCACAAACGCAC
This is a messenger RNA of Aureobasidium subglaciale EXF-2481, 2570 nucleotides long. RefSeq lists its product as uncharacterized. The record is from RefSeq and is a predicted model, not a curated record. Gene Ontology annotation, molecular function: 3'-5'-RNA exonuclease activity; nucleic acid binding; nucleotide binding. Gene Ontology annotation, cellular component: nuclear exosome (RNase complex); nucleolus. The transcript is spliced from 3 exons. Bases 236 to 2422 code for a protein of 728 amino acids. NCBI's taxonomy places the organism in Eukaryota, Fungi, Ascomycota, Dothideomycetes, Dothideales, Saccotheciaceae. Gene Ontology annotation, biological process: TRAMP-dependent tRNA surveillance pathway; nuclear polyadenylation-dependent antisense transcript catabolic process; nuclear polyadenylation-dependent rRNA catabolic process.